Messenger RNA from Oncorhynchus kisutch (coho salmon), 3169 nucleotides. RefSeq names its product cell division cycle-associated protein 4-like. The record is from RefSeq and is a predicted model, not a curated record. Gene Ontology annotation, cellular component: nucleus. Gene Ontology annotation, molecular function: transcription regulator activity. NCBI's taxonomy places the organism in Eukaryota, Metazoa, Chordata, Actinopteri, Salmoniformes, Salmonidae. The transcript is spliced from 3 exons. Bases 323 to 1222 code for a protein of 299 amino acids.
CGCCCCCUUCAUCCUUCCCCCCAUUCCGCCACCCUCCCUGCUCCCUGGCCGUAGCAAGCAGCAGUGAAGACGAGGUAGUUUUGAAGCCGUGGCAUUUAUGAUCUCAUCUCAGCCUGAUCUCCGCAUCCUACAGAGGAUCUUAUGACCAACACAGGGAUAAAGUAAAAUAAACGACGGAGCCUUGCUUCAGACUGGCCUAAAAUGGGCAGAAAGGGUGCAGAACAAAAGCUGCUUGUUGCUUGUACAAAAGUACUGAAGCGCUGCAGCCGGGACCAAGCUGCUAUGCUAAUGCCUGUGCCUCUCAACAGGAAAGAGAGCCAAAAUGUUCCCGAAGGGCACGAAGCGCAAGUUUUCUGACUCCGGGGAUGAACCUGCGGCAGGCGGUGAGGAUGUAAACCAGCCGAGUUCGGUGGCCGUAAGGAUGCUGUCAUCUUACAGCCUGCAGCGACAGUCCUUGCUGGACAUGUCCCUAAUCAAGCUGCAGCUGUGCCACAUGCUGGUGGAGCCCAACCUGUGCCGUUCAGUGCUGAUUGCCAACACGGUGAGGCAGAUUCAGGAGGAGAUGACCCAGGACGGCACCUGGCAGAUCAUGACCCAGGCCCUGAGUGCUGCCAACGCUGCUGCCCAGUGCUCUGCAGACCGCCUGGUGGCCACCGAGGUGCUUUGUCGGCAGACCGAGGCAACCCAGGGGGAGCAGGUACUCAAGCCCUUCCCAGCGGUGGGGUCAGAGGGUUGCCCUGCAGAGGAGGAGGUGGUAGUGGAGGGCGAGGGGGGGGUGACCAUGUCCACGGUUUCCCCCCAAGCCCCAACCUCCUACCUGCCAGGCACCUUUGGCAUGGACCCCUGUUGGGAAGAGGAAAAUGGUGAAGAUGAGGAGGAAGAUGAGGACAGUGAGGAGUGUGGGUCUGGUUCGGAGGAGGGAGACAGUGACAGGCUUGUGGAGGACUCCAGGACAGCAGAGCAGGUCUUUGGCACGUUUGAGAUCAAAAACCCUGCGCCCAGCCCUGACCCUGCCCUGGAGGAACUGUUUUCAGAUGUGGAUGCGUCCUACUACGACCUUGACACGGUGCUGACAGGCAUGCAGAGUGCGCCUAAGAUGGGGCCCUACGACCUCCUGGAGAGCCUGUCCUCCCAUGGGCCCUCACCCCUCAGCUCUAGCACCAGCUGCCGAUCAGACCUCAAUGAACUGGACCACAUCAUGGAGAUCAUAGUGGGCUCCUGAGAAACAACACAUUCCCAUUCUUACAGACUUGGAGACUCUUUACAGACAAUGCACAUGGUGCGUACAUGGAUAUCGUGUUAUUAUUAUACAUUCAGACGUUGAGGGUUUAUGAAAUCAAUAACUUAUUCAGUGUUACCACAUGCAGGUGUGCAUCUGUUAGUGGGCAGAGAUUACAGCAUAUACCAUUAUGAUUUUUCUUAUUUACAUACUUUUCUAUGUUUCCUUUUAUCAUACAAUCUAUUUUUCCAGUUUUGUUUUAAUUUAUUGUUAUGUAUGGACUGAAGAACAAUGUCAUUACACUACACAAGAAUAGAGACCGGAACAUCCAAACCUUUGAAGCAAUGUAUAUUUUCCUAAAGACUAAAACAAAUAUUAGUGAAAUAGAUGUAUAUUGUACGUAUAUAUGUAUAUUGAAAUAUAUUUUUUGCAACAUACAGUUUGGGAAAUGUACCAGUAUGACUACAUCUAACCCCCCCCCCCCCCCCCCCUCCUAUUUUUAAUCUGACAGAGAUUUUGAAAUGUUAAUGUAGCCUGAUUCGACCAGUCUUCCUAUGGUUUGGAAUCAAGUCUCAAGACAGGGACCGUCCUGCUUUUUCAGGCACAUUUUUUUUCUUCCCCCGCUUGAUUUGAAUCCAUCUCUUACAACCUAGACUAGAUUUGUUCAAGUAUUAACAGAAACUCUUGCUUGAUAUCAGCAUUAAGAAGCCAUAUUUUCUGAUAUUUGUGUUAUUACAAAUUGAGAAUAAUGGGUUGACCCAUUAAGUUAUUACUUUUUAAUUUAUUUAAUUUAUUAAAUAGACACAAACAUGCAAAGUUGCUUUUAACUGAAUCGUGUAGACCCAUGUGAUAUAUUUUAUAUAUCACAAGGGUCUACCCAACCCCCCCCCCCCCCACUUUUUUUUUUUCUUCUCAAAAAUAACUAUGGGCCUGGGUUUACUAUUCACUAUGCAGUUCAUUUGUGAAAUGAUAUUUUGUACAGAAUUCAUCCAUAGGAAUGUCAAUAGUUUUUUUAUUUUUCCAUUUUUUGGGGAUGUACAAGCAACUGCCAUUCUAAAGAUUUUUCAAAAUGUCUUAUCAUGAUUAAGAGAUUACUCAGGCAAACCGUAUCAGUUAAAUCCGACAGUAUUACUCCGGUCAUUACUACCACAACACUCCUCUGAAUGAUGUCACUCUGCUUCAAACAGGAGCUAGAAUUUCAACAAUUGUAAAGUAUAUGCAUUUUUAUAUUAAUAAAAAAUGUAGCAUCUUUGUAAAUAUUUUUUAUAAUAAAAGGUGCAAAGUUAAUUGUCACUUAUUUUAUUUUUUAACUAGAUAAAAUGUAUCUGUUAGUUUAAGGAUCAACCCUUUUUUUCUUCAAUUUUUGCCUAAAAUGACAUACCCAUAUCUAACUGCCUGUAGCUCAGGACCUGAAGUAAGGAUAUGCAUUUUCUUGAUACCAUUUGAAAGGAAACACUUUGAAGUUUGUGGAAAUAUGAAAUGAAUGUAGGAGAAUAUAACAUGCGUUUUUAUUUUUUUGUACCAUCUUUGAAAUGGACGAGAAAGGUCAUAAUGUAUUAUUGCAGCACAUGCGCAAUAUAGAAUUUGGCCACUAGAAGGCAGUAGUGUAUGAGCAAAGUUUUAGACUGAUCCAAUGAACAUGUUCAAAAUGUUGUAUCAAGACAGCCCAAAUGUGCCUAAUUGGUUUAUUGAUACAUUUUCAAGUUCAUAAUUGUGCGCUCUCAAACAAUAGCAUGGUAUUCUUUCACUGUAAUAGCUACUGUAAAUUGGACGGUGUAGUUAUGUCUAAAAUUCUUGUUAAUCUAUCUGAUAUGGGCAGAAAGCUAUGUCCUGGGAUUUUUUUGUUUGUUACUUACAACCUCAGGCUAACGUGAUUAGCCUAUGUUAGCUCAACCGUCCCGUGGGGGGACACCAAUCCCAUAGAGGUUAUUAAAGGUAAACUAAGUUCAA